This is a messenger RNA of Andrographis paniculata, 1723 nucleotides long. Its product is annotated as probable glucan 1,3-beta-glucosidase A. Gene Ontology annotation, biological process: cell migration; establishment or maintenance of cell polarity; actin filament bundle assembly. Gene Ontology annotation, cellular component: cytoplasm; actin cytoskeleton. NCBI's taxonomy places the organism in Eukaryota, Viridiplantae, Streptophyta, Magnoliopsida, Lamiales, Acanthaceae. The record is from RefSeq and is a predicted model, not a curated record. Gene Ontology annotation, molecular function: actin filament binding; hydrolase activity, hydrolyzing O-glycosyl compounds. Bases 79 to 1614 code for a protein of 511 amino acids. The transcript has 8 exons.
AAAAAAAAAUUAUUCAGAGAUCGAACUAGUAGAAUUAAUUUCUUUCAAUUUCGAUUUCGAUAAGAAAUUAGUUAGGAUAUGAGGAAAUUAAGGUUAAUAUUAAUGAUAAUUAAUAUUAUUAUUAUUAUUAUAUUAUUGAGAGGUGAAAUAUUAAUAUUAGGUCAGAGUGAGAGUGAGAGUGAGAGUCCUCCAUACAAAGCAGUGAAUUUGGGAGCAUGGCUUGUGGCUGAAGGAUGGAUGACUCCCUCCCUCUUCGAUUCCAUUCCCAACAAGGAUCUUCUUGAUGGAACUCAAAUCCAACUCAAGUCGACGAGGCUAAAUAUGUAUCUUUGCGCCGAAAAUGGGGGUGGCUCGGCUUUGGUCGCCAAUCGGAGUAGCCCAUCCGGUUGGGAAACUUUUAGGUUGUGGAGAAUUAAUGAAAAUACGUUCAACUUGAGAGUGUUCAACAAAGAUUUUAUUGGUCUAACGAGUUACGGGGAUGGUAAGAAGGCAUAUGCAAGAGUAUCGCGACCAGGGCCGAAUGAAACCUUUGUUAUUACAAGAAACAACAAUAACAAUCGAGUCCGGAUUCGUGCCCAUAAUGGCCUUUAUUUGCGGGCAUGGACGGGUGACUCAGUGAAGGCCGAUUAUGGAGGAAGCCUAGACGAUUGGAGCGACCAAAAUCCGUCGGUGUUCCAAAUGACAAUUGUCGGAUCAUUACAAGGCGAGUAUCAAUUGACUAAUGGCUAUGGCCCGGAUAAAGCUCCCGCGGUGAUGAAGAAUCAUUGGAAUACAUACAUAACGGGGAGUGACUUCAAAUUCAUGUCGGAAAAUGGGCUGACAGCUGUAAGAAUUCCGGUGGGGUGGUGGAUUAUGUACGGCCAAAAUCCACCAAGGCCAUUCGUUGGGGGCUCCUUGGAGGCGCUCGACAAUGCCUUCACAUGGGCUGAGCAAUACAGAAUGAAGGUAAUAAUAGACCUCCAUGCAGCUCAAGGAUCACAAAACGGCAACGACCAUAGCGCAGCAAGAGAUGGAUAUAUAGAGUGGGGCCCAUCCUACAUUCCCCAAACCGUAGCCUGCAUUGAUUUUCUAGCUAACAGAUACGCCAGCCGGCCGGGCUUAGCGGCCAUCGAGCUAAUGAACGAGCCGUUAGCACCCGGCGUCACAUUCGACGACUUAACAAAUUUUUACAGACAAGGAUACGCAGCAGUUAGAAAAUACACGUCAAAUGCUUACGUCAUAUUGUCGAAUAGAUUGGGCCCCGCUAGCAACUCCGAGCUUCUUCCCCUCGCCAACGGCUUCUCCCGAGUUGUAAUAGACGUGCAUUAUUACAAUCUUUACUCGGAUUAUUUCUCGUCUCUAAGUGCACAACAAAACAUUGAUUACAUUUAUAACGAAAGGGCGAGAACGUUGCGGGAAGUUACUCCUUCUAACGGCCCUUUGAGUUUCGUUGGAGAAUGGUCGGGAGAAUGGGCCGUGCAAAAUGCACCGAUGCAAGAGUACCAAAGAUAUGCACGUGCGCAAUUGGACGUGUACGGAAGGGCGACAUUUGGAUGGGCUUAUUGGGCUUAUAAAUGUCAAUAUAAUCAUUGGAGUCUUAAAUGGAUGAUCGAGAAUAACUACAUUAAGCUCUAGUAAUUAUGAAAUUAUCAUAAUUUUAUGUAAGAACGGACAAUAUUUGAAAUGACCUCUUUUCUUUUUUAUGGAUUUCAAUAAAAUGCUUGCAUCAAUCAUAUUAGUUAAA